CCUCCUAUCACUAUCAUUUUUAAUAGUUAGCAGUUUCAACUGAAUAGAAUCACUAAACACUCACCAAAUUAAACGAUACAUAUGGAGACUGUAAGUGAAAUUCGUGGUCUAAUCAUACUUAUUUGUUUCUCAUUGAUCAUGCAUAGGACAGGAACUUCUGCGGUGAACUACCUAACUCUGGGUUUCACUGAACUUCCACUUAACAGCUCCAAUCUUCAUAACCACAAGCCUUAUAAUCUACCCAUAAAUGCACGAUACUGCUUUAAGCACGGAGUGCACAAGUUUUGGUUAUACUCCACGGACAAACCUCUUUCCCUAAAUAGCACAACAAGGCCAAGAUCAGAAAUCCGCAUUCGAGGGUACGACUAUUCCCAUGGGGUCUGGCAAUUUGAAGGGUAUGGGUUUGUGCCGUAUGGCACAUCGGGAGUGUGCAUCAUGCAAGUUUUUGGGGCACAUCCGAAGAGAGCCACCACUCUUAUGUUGAGAAUGAUUGACGGUUGGCUUGCAUAUUAUGGGGGUCCAUUCCUGGUUCCAAACAUGUGGGAGAGAUGGUUCCGUUUGAAUGUGAUCCAUGAUGUGGAGGCCUCCAUCGUGAAGGUUUAUGUUGAUGGUGUUCAAGUUUUCCAAGCACCUGGUCAUGGUGGUUCCUUCCACUACUUCAAAUUUGGGCUUUAUGCACAACCUAAUGCUUCCUACUACAUGGAAUCCCGCUGGAAAGGAAUUAGAGUUCUCAAGAAAGAUUAUUAUUAAUUUUUGGGUCUUAUUUCAUAAAUUGUUCAAGAUUUAUAUAUAUUUUUUGUGUUUAUAUA
Molecule: messenger RNA, 809 nt
Organism: Arachis stenosperma
Lineage: Eukaryota; Viridiplantae; Streptophyta; Magnoliopsida; Fabales; Fabaceae
Product: citrate-binding protein-like
Exons: 2
Coding region: 82-750 (222 amino acids)
Source: RefSeq, a predicted model, not a curated record